AUAAUAAAAAAAAAAUUUAUUCAUUAGAAAGAAGUAUCUGCAUUGCUUUAUUGUACAUUGUACAUUUUAUACCAAGAAAGAAAUAAUGAUAUAAUACCUUUUUCUUUUUUUUUUUAAUUGUCAUCGUGUAAUAAGAAACAAUACGGAAAUAUUGAGAAACCACAGGUCAAAUAACUGUAUCUCGAAGGUGUCAAAGGAGACGAAAUGAGGGGGAAUGUGCGAAAGUCAAAUAAUAUCACCUACCGAACUACAAGAAUUUUAGUCUGUGUCUUGCAUGAUCAGUACGCGUGACAGUGGAACAAAAUGAGAUUGAUUGCUUUUUUUUUAUAUUCUAUUCUAAUCACAAUCGAAUCAUCAAAAUGUCCAGAAUCAAGGAAACCUCAUUCCACUAGCUGUACCAUAUUUUAUAAUUGCGUGAAUUUGCCUAGUGGUGGUUACGUUUGGAUACCUAGUAAAUGUACCGGAAAUUUGAUAUUUCAGCCGUAUCUGCGAAUGUGUGUUCUGCCUGGUGAUUCCUGGACAUGCGACACACUGUCGACAGAAUCAUCUUUUGUAACAAACAGGUAUGAUAUUCCUGAAUUGAUCGAUCCAAAUGAAACUAGUUAUAUGGGAUCAACGGAAGAUCCAUGGAAUUUUUCUGAAUUUAUUGAUUCGUCAUAUACUACUGACAGCAUUCCUGAUUAUUUUGAUCAAGAUACGGCUACUCCGUACCCUUUAAUUGAAGACAAAGAAACAAUGGAACACAAAUAUAAAUUGAAUGCGGAUGAUGUUUCUGAAAUUAACAAUAUAAAAGAGAGUUAUCUACAAACAGAAGAUAAUAAUAAAAAAUAUUAUUCAAUGUUGAAUCAGUUAAUGCAUCAUCUAUUAAUUUAUAAAAAAAUUACUAUUCCAUUGGAACUUUUAGCAUCAUCAUCAUUACCCGUACCUUCGAAAUCUGUUACAAAUUUACCAUUAUCAAGUUACCUUGUACAAAAUUAUAUUCAACAAAAUAAUAAUUUACAAAAUACUAUUAUAACUGAUGUCAAAUUACAAGAUACGACUGAAAAUAAUGCAACUUUAAAAAAUGAUAUUAAUGAAUUGAUAUCAAACACAGAAAAUUCUAAAAAUUUGACAAUAACUGACGAUGAAAAUAAUAUAAUUUUAAUUAUGGAUAAUAUAGGAAACAAACAAUAUUUAACUAUUGAAAGAUAUAGAUCAUUAGGUUACAAUUUGGAUCCACAAUUUGUUCAAGUUAUUCCAUGUAUAAAAAAUGUUCGGAUGCCAAAUAUGACCAAUUGUAUUAAAUAUUACAUAUGUGAACCUGACAUGGCCUCUGUAAUAGAAUAUUCAUGUCCAUUAUUCACAGCAUUUAAUAAAUAUUCAAAAACAUGCGAUGCAAGCACUUAUAAUAAGUGUAAUGAAAAUGAAAAUAAUAAAGAAAAUAUAAAUUUGUUAGGAAAUGUAAAUAAUAUAUUUCAAACAAAUAAAAAUAUAUGUACAGAAAAUGGAAAAACAAAAGAUCCUACAUCUGAAUCUCAUUACUAUAUUUGUUAUUCAUCUUCAGAAAAUGCAGAAGAUAUCAAAUCUGUACGAAUGUCAUGUCCAAAUGGCUUAAUAUUUUGUCAAAUUAGGAAAGUUUGUACAACGAAACGUCUCUGCAAAAUAUCAUAAAAAAUAUUUUUUUU
Molecule: messenger RNA, 1664 nt
Organism: Apis mellifera (honey bee)
Lineage: Eukaryota; Metazoa; Arthropoda; Insecta; Hymenoptera; Apidae
Exons: 2
Coding region: 304-1650 (448 amino acids)
Cellular component (GO): extracellular region
Molecular function (GO): chitin binding
Source: RefSeq, a predicted model, not a curated record